AUAUCAAAACAGUUAAAUCAGAUCCUUCACUUUUUCGUGGGCCGCCGCCGGAAGCCGCCGCCUCCUCCACCGGUCCCCAGUGCCCACCCGCAGCAGCAGCCAUCAGCAUUAACCCACUUGCCCCACCCAAAGAUUUACGCAAAAAGCAGCAGCAACAGGCGAUGGAUGGGACGUCAGCGAAUUCUUCCUUUCACGGCGAGCAAGUCAGCCAAGAGGAGGAGGAGGACGACGACGCGUGGGUCCGUCGGCAUCUGUGCUCUCCUCUCUGCCCCGAUCGUCUCUUUUUCUCUCCCUUUCGUCUUUUGCCCCCAACUAGAUCACAGAGCGCGCUCCUAGGAGAAGUACUGCCACCAAGUGUUUGUCAUAUUUCCUGUGCGAAACUCCAUUUCCUCCCAUUUCCCGUUCCUCUUUUUCCUCUGCCCUUCUGGUUGCGUUCCAGCUUCCGGUUGGACCAUGAAUUGUUUGCCUAUUUAUUGGAGAGCGUAUUACGGUUUGCGUAGGAGUCUCUCGGGAAUUUAACAUCGGCAAAAGAUGGCUUUUUUACUCGGGUUCUCUGUUGUUUAGUGGUAUAUGAUCCUUGACAGCGGCUUGGAUGCCGACGCCGGUUGAUAACGCGCGCGCUUGCCUCGCGGCCGAAGCCGCUGCCGCCCUCGACGACGCUGCGGGCGUCGCCCGUCGCCGCGCGCACGUCCAGACCACUUCCCUCCAUGUCGUUUACGCCCUUCUGGCCUCUUCUUCAUCCUCUCCUGGCGGAAGAGGAUCGGGCGGUGGCGGCUCGCCUGCUACGUGUUCGAUUCUCCGUGACGCGCUGUCGCGGACGCGGAGCUCGGCGUACUCCCCCAGGCUGCAGUUCAACGCGCUGGAGCUCUGGUUCGGGUUGGCGCUAGACCGGCUGCCAUCGACUUCUACGACGGCGAGUCGGCAGGCGGCGGAAGGGGGUGAGGAGCCGCCGGUGUCCAACUCGCUCAUGGCGGCGAUCAAGCGGUCGCAAGCGAACCAGCGAAGGAACCCGGACACGUUCCACCUGUAUCAGCAGCAACAGAGCGCUUCCGCGGCUGGCGGUGCAUCGUCGUUCUCCGGUGUGAAGGUGGAGCUCCAGCAUCUAGUGCUUGCGAUCUUGGAUGACCCCGUGGUUAGCCGGGUGUUCGGAGAUGCCGGGUUCCGUAGCACGGACGUAAAGCUAGCCAUCCUCCGCCGUCCGUCGCCCAUCCUCCGCUCUCCCCGCGCCGCAAGGUGCCCACCGCUGUUCCUGUGUAAUUUCUCCUCAGGGGAUGGGUUCGAGGCGCCGUUCACCUCCGGGGGGCUCGUUUUCCCCUUCGCCGCAGCGACGCAGCUCUGCUCCGACGGCAGUGAGGAGAACUGCAGGAGGCUAGGGGAGAUACUUACCCGAAAGAUCAGCGGACGGAACCCUGUGCUGGUCGGUGUAGGCGCGGGCGAGGCAGCUCGGGACUUUGCCCGGGCCGUCGACCGGCAGAACUGGGCCAUUCUACCGGCGGAGCUCCAUGGUAUAAAGUUUAUUAGCAUCGAAAAGGAGGUGGCCGAGCUCGGAAGCUGUGGCUUUGAGCAGUUGACCAUUGCCACCCAAUUGGAGGAGUUGGACGAGAAGGCAGAGUCGUCAGGGGUGGUCUUGAACAUUGGGGACUUGAAAGGAAUUGUGGAAGGCAGCGCUGAAUGCGAAGAACAGGAAAGUUGUUUAGUCUCGGAGCUAACAAGGUUGCUGGAGGAAUACCACGGGAGGUUAUGGGUGAUGGGAUGGUCGGCAACAUAUGAAACAUACAUGAAGUUCUUGUCCAAGCAUCCAAUGCUUGAUAAAGAUUGGGAUUUGCAGUUGUUGCCAAUUACUUCAGUUGGGACUUCGAUGGGUGGAUCACUUCCUAGAUCUCCAAUUUUUUGUAGAGGGAUUUUCCCCACAGCAUAUGGGUCAAAAGGUCUGCUCAGCAGUGUGUAUCCAUCGAUGUUCCACUACGAGCAUUGUUAUGAUUUUGACAAAUAUGAACUUGAAGUUGUAAAUAGUAAUAACUAUCCAUCUUCAGUUGAUAAUGAAGAAAAUGGAAGCAUGCCCUCAUGGCUGCACAAAGCUUCUAAGGUUAACUUGAAUGAUGGACAAGAUACAGCAAAGGCUAAAGAUGAUAAGACAGUUUUUGAUGUUAAAUCUCUUGGUCUUCAAAAACUGUGGAAUAAUAAUUGCGAAAGUCUCCAUUCUGAUUGUCAGAAAACCAAUAUUGAAGAUUAUUCCACUGUUCCUUGUUCUGUUAUUGUUUCUGGCACUGAGAAGAUUUGCAAUGAGAAUAUGGAAAAUUCUGAUGUUGCUUCAAGUCAAAAGGGGUUGGAAAUUUCAUUUCCUAUUUCUGUAUGUGUGGACAAAAUCACCAUUGUAAAUAAGAGUACGACAAUACCUUCACUUGUGUUAUUGGGAGAUGAGGAUUCAUCGAGAUUACCAGGCAGACGCUCGAGAAGUGGACAAUUCCAGAGAGAUGGCUUCCUAUCUCAACAAGAUGAUGACCAUUCUUCACCUUCCACUGCAACAUCAGUUAUGACAGAUUUGGUUUUGGGGAUGCCCCAUGAGACUAUUAACAAUUCUGAAGAGAUCUCUGGUUGUCUGACAUCAAUGAAACCUCAAUUGCUCAAAGAAAGUGGAACAGAUUUGAAACCGCAACAAGAUCAUUUCAAGUUCUCUAGCUGUUUGCCAAUAGUUGAAGUUGAUAUGGUCAAAGGAAAUGAUUUAAAUUUUCCUGUUGAAUCUUUUUAUUGUUCUGCCCAUCAGGAUUCCCAAGCAAAGGGCACCAACCCACUUGUUACUCAUCCAUUCUCACAGAUCUCAGGUGAUUUUAUUUCUUUAUAUGAUAAACCCUUACUCAUCUCGUCGGGUACAUGGCUGACGCUUGGCUUGAGUAAUUACAAAUCAUUUUGUACUAGUCUCAUGAAAAAAGUUGGCCGACAAGAAGAAGCAGUUCGUGCUGUUAGUCAAGCUAUAGUCUGCUACAAGACUAGCGAAAGGCGCCGUGGAGCAAUCCUGAGAGGAGAUGUUUGGCUCAGUUUUGGUGGUCCAGACAAGAUUGGAAAGAGAAAAAUGGCAAUGGCUCUUGCAGAAAUGCUAUUUGGAAGCAAAGAAACUUGUGUGUGCAUUGACCUAAAUUGCCAUGAUAUUAUUCCCCGUGCCAGAACCAUCUUUUCACAGCAAGAUGUCAAGGGGAAUGCACACCAUAGAGGAAAAGUGAAUGUAGAUUUUAUCGCGCAAGAACUAAGCAGGAAACCACAAUCUGUUUUGUUCCUUGAAAAUGUGGAUAAAGCUGACUUGCUUGUUCAGAACAGCUUGUCUCUGGCUUUACGAACUGGCAAGUUUCCUGAUUCCCAUGGAAGGCAAUUUAGUGUAAAUAAUGUUGUAUUUGUCUUGGCUUCGUCGAUAACUCAAGGUAAUACCUCUGAGAGGAAAGAUUACACUAGUAUUUCCGAAGAUGCUAUUCUGGAUGCUUGCUGUUGGCAGAUGAAAAUUCACUUAGAACCUUCCCAAGAGGCUACUCACAGUUCAAAAACUAGUAUGCUCUCCUCUGCGACAAGUCCAAAACUAAAGAGUAGUCAAGUAUACAUAAAUUCACACUUGUUUUCUGUAAGUAAGCGCAAGCUGAACGUCUCUGACAGCUUCAUGACCCAGCAUGGAACCUUGAUGUCUGCAAAAAGGGUGAACAAAAGGCUGUUUUUAGACUUGAAUGUGUCUGUAGAAGAGCUUAAAGCCCAUGAUGACAAUUUCACCAGUCAUGAGUCUUUCAGAUUAGAAACUUCUCAUGGCUGGAUGGAAGACUUGCUCGAACUAGUUGACUUAGUGGUGGACUUCAAGCCCAUUGAUUUUGAUGCCCUUGCCGAUAGCAUAUUGCAGGAUGUAAGCAAGAUCUUUCAGAGUGUUUUUGGCUCAGAUUGCUUGUUGGAGAUAGAUCCCAAGGUUAUGGAGGAGAUAAUUGCAGCAGUAUGGUCGUCGGAGGACAAAGGAGCUUUGAAUAACUGGUUCGAUCAGGUUCUUGGCAAGAGUUUCACUGAGGCAAGGUGCAGGUAUAACCUGGCAAAUCAUAGUAUUCUCAGACUUGUUGCUUGUGAAAAUGCAUUUGUUGAGAAGCAUGUACCCGGAAUUCGCCUUCCUUCAACAAUUAUCCUAAAUUGACAGUUGAUAGUUAUGUAGCAUUAAAUGAUUUGUGAAAUAACUGUAAUGCCAUUAGUCCCAUUGCUUCUGGAGAUUGCCAGGUUAGCUUGUGUUGUGUACAUUAAUAUUUUGCAGUUAAGAAAAGUUUGCUGCAUUUGCUCUGAUAAACUAAUCAGUCUUUUCUG
Molecule: messenger RNA, 4317 nt
Organism: Zingiber officinale
Lineage: Eukaryota; Viridiplantae; Streptophyta; Magnoliopsida; Zingiberales; Zingiberaceae
Product: protein DWARF 53-LIKE-like
Exons: 3
Coding region: 593-4153 (1186 amino acids)
Molecular function (GO): ATP hydrolysis activity; ATP binding
Source: RefSeq, a predicted model, not a curated record